UUGCAGGAAGAAGUGCCCCCUGCCUAAGGCGAAUAAAUUGGUACCGACCAUUAGCAGUGUGGGCCUUCCUCUCCGAGAGGGAGGGGGGCUGUCAGUGCUGCUUUAGACACAAAACCUUCCUCCACCCACCCACCUUCUCCCUCUCUCUCCCACCGCCACGCUGCGGAGAGCCAGACCUGGGGAAGCGGAGCACACAGCAGCCAGCAUCUGGAGGAGCAGGGUCGCUCUGCUGUCAUCUGGCUUGGGUGAAGGGGGAGGCGGGGGGGGGGUGCUCUCGGUUUGUGCUUGGAUUAAAACACCACCCCAGACAAAGAAGGCAGAGGAGAGGAGUUUGGGGAGGGGAGGCAUAUGCCAGGGAAAGGCGCCGCUCUCAAUCGUGCCUCUGUUCCCAAGGAUUAAGGAAUGAAUGGGAGCUGCUUCCCCGCUCGCCAUGGAGAGAGGAGGCGAUUCAGGCUGCCAGGAUAAGGCUUCCUUCCUGCUGGGUCCCUGAAGCUCCCACUAGUGGCUCUGGCGACGCCCCGUGAAAGCACUCGCUACGUGGCCUCCAGCCUGUGCAGCUGUUGGAUCUCCGAACCUGCUUUUGCAAUGGGUGGGUUGUGAGCGCUGGUAAUGAGGAGCUGUGGGUCCAGUCAGUCUUGGAGAUGCCGAAGAGAAGAGACAUCCUGGCUAUCGUGCUGAUAGUUCUGCCCUGGACGCUGUUGAUCACCGUCUGGCACCAGAGCACCAUUGCUCCGCUGCUUGCAGUGCACAAGGAUGAUGGUGGUGACUCCAGGCGUGAUCUGGCCCAAGGCUCAGACUCCAAGGAGUACUGCCUGUCAGACCGCGACAUUGUGGAGGUGGUGAGGACAGAGUACGUUUACACUCGCCCGCCCCCAUGGUUGGACACCCUGCCCACCAUCCACAUCAUCACCCCCACCUACAGUCGGCCAGUACAAAAGGCGGAACUGACACGUCUGGCCAACACCCUCUUGCAUGUGCCCAACCUGCACUGGAUCCUGGUGGAGGACUCACAGCGGCGCACUCCUCUUGUCACCCGGCUACUGCGGGACACGGGGCUGAACUACACCCACCUCAAUGUGGAGACACCCCACAACUAUAAGCUGCGGGGAGACAUGAGGGACCCCCGGAUCCCCCGCGGGACCAUGCAGAGGAACCUGGCCCUGCGGUGGCUGAGAGAGACCUUUAACAAAAACAGCAGUCAACCUGGGAUUGUUUACUUCGCCGAUGAUGAUAACACCUACAGCCUGGAGCUCUUCGAGGAGAUGCGCACCACCAGGAAGGUGUCGGUGUGGCCGGUGGCUUUUGUGGGUGGCUUGCGUUACGAGUCACCCAAGGUGAAUGCAGCGGGGAAGGUGUAUGGCUGGAAGACUGUUUUCGACCCCCACCGCCCGUUUGCCAUUGACAUGGCGGGCUUUGCUGUGAACCUCAGGCUGAUACUCCAGCGAUCUCAGGCUUACUUCAAACUGCGAGGAGUAAAGGGUGGUUACCAAGAGAGCAGUCUUCUCCGGGAACUAGUGACCCUGAAUGACCUUGAGCCGAAAGCUGCCAAUUGCACUAAGGUAUGGACUCCUUCUGGUACGUGGACCAUAAGGACCCACGCUCCUGCAUCUAUCACUGAUCACAAUUGCAAGGAGAUGCAGGAACUUGAAAAGGGAGCAUAGGGGUUGUCAUAUGGGAUCAGUCCUAUAGUCUAACCAGGCCGGUAUCCUAUCUCCCAUCCCUCAGGGUUAGCCCAAUGCCCAUCCAGUCCAGUAUCCUGUCUCAUACAACUGUUGGUACCAGAUGCUUCAAGGAAAGACACAACCCCCUCCCCCCCAAUAAAUGGGCAGUUAUGAAGUAAAAUGCAUAGUGAGGAAGUUGCAUUUUAACUCCAGGCUGGCUUCUGCCCUGGAGUGUGAGGGUUUGUCCCCUCUAUAAAUGUCUGCUAGUUAUGGUUAUUCUACAUGACAUCCUUACUGUUUAUAUGAAUGUCUAAAACCUUUUUGGUCUCAAUAAUGUUCUGUGACAGUGAGUUCUGCAGAUGAAUUAGGCAUUGUGUGAAAGAGCUUUUCCUAUACGAAAUGUGCUGCCUUGCCGUUUCAUUUUCAUGUAUAAUAGUGAACACCAAAGUGAAUUUCCAGCUAUGCUCCUGCUUCUCAAAAGACGUUACAGGAAAACAUGGAUUUUAGAGGGGUGAGCAGGAAAAGAAUAAUGUCCUACAUUAUGUUGGGAGGCAGACAGGCAUCCAUGUGGGGUAUGGUGGCAGAGAGGGGGUCCAGGGUAGAGCUGAAGCGGUAUGAACCAAAUGGAGUUGACUGAGAUGUUGGCAUUAGACAGUCAAUCUGCUCUGCUCACCCUCUCUGCUGCUCUGCUUAACAAGAGCACAAUAAUGUGUCCUAAGAGCGGAGGGAAGUGAGAUCUAAUGCUGGUGUGAAUGAGGGGAGGAGGCAUGUUGGGUAGAACACACUCCAGAUUGAUUCCCUCUUAGAAUGGUAAAUAGACAGGAUGCAGCAGGCAAGGGAAUCCAGUGUUUCGAACUGAAGCUGGUGCAGCAAUGGCUAUGUGGCCUCUAGAAAUACACAUAGAAGAGCAGCUUUUGAUGUGAAGGUAGCUGUCACAGUAAAGCAUUGUGCUGGAAAGCUGGGCGAGAGCAAGGCCAGCUGCAAUGGGACAUGCUGUCAGGACUUUGUUUCCAGACAAGGGGGGAGAUUUUGUUUCUUGAGUCAGACAGGAGGUAACUUCUGUGCUGUGGGUCAGGAAUUGAAGAGGUGGCAGCAGGAGGCGGCUGUUUUCUCUGUGAUGUGGCAGUGGAGAUACCACAGGGACUCGGUUUUGAGCCGGAGACAGUGUGAUCCUGACCAACUUUCAGCACUUCAGGUGUCCUGCUUUGCCUCUCUGUUUCCAGCUGCCACCAGCCUCCCCUUCAGCAAUUAUCCCAUAACUCAUCUGCCCAGAGUGAGGUAAACAAAAACCAAAUUCAGCAGAGGCACAGCUAAGAGAAUUCAAACGAAUGAACUCCCUACACAACAAGUGAGGGCACGACAGCAGAGAGACGCCUCCCCUUCUAAACACUGGAGCUGAGCAGUUUGUACGCUCUGCAGGGGCAUUGCCUGCAGAGUGAUUAUGGCAGGGUUUAGGGUAGCUAAGAAGGGGCAAUGCAUGCCUGGAAACUUUACCUUGUUAAUGGGAAUGGCUCUGCGGUGAUCUCUUGAGGAGGUGGGUGGAAGGAGAGUAAUUUAAGCUGUGCUGAGACUCUCACUAUCACUACUAGUGGUUGCAGCCCUGAGAGGAAUGAUGGUUCAGGGAUUAGGGCACUAGCCUGUGACAUCAGAGAUCUGGGCUCCAUUGCCUGCUCGGCCACAGACUUCCUGUGGGACCUUGGGAAACUGAGGCACACACACUAAGGCCAUGAUCCUCAAAGGUCUUUAGGUGCCCACUGCCACUGAUUUUAUCCCCUUCCAUUUCCAUCUGUAAAAUGGUACUUUUCUCUGCUGCAGAGAGGUGUUGAGGAUAAAUACACUAAAGAGUGUGACUCUCUCAGAUAUGAUUGUUAUUGGGGGCUAGAUAGGUACACAGGUAGACAGCCCUUUACCAGAUGCCUCCUUAGAUGUCCCCCAUGUGCUGCGCUGGGAUUAAUUUUUAUCACUCUCAUCAGACUCACACACAGACUGAAGUGCCUGCAAAAAGCUUAUUUACCGGCCAAUAAGUCAGUCCUGUGUUGCUCUCCUUGGCUUAAUACCUGCCUGAAAGAGGGGGACUGAAAGGAAGAUCUUCACUGUGGGCACUGCAGGAAUUUCUAGACAAAAGGAGGCAGGCACCCUUGAAAUCCCUGCCAGGAGCUGCAAAUCCUGAGAGGAGAACAUGCAGAGAGCUUUCUCCAUGGAGAUGGGGGGAGAUGUGCUUCUCUGAGAGAGGCAGACUUUUGUUUUGAAUGGUCUGGGUAGCAAUUUAUCAGCCACAUUUAAUUAAGUUUCUAUAGUGGCUGCAGUUAAGCACCCGCCUUCUGCCCCUUCUCCUGUCUCUCGGCUGCCUUAUGCACCGGGCUCCAAUCUCAGACUAAAUUUGUGAGUUUGAAACUGUGUGGGUAUGGGGGUGAAGGAAGCCAGCCUGCUGCCUAGUGUUGGACAGGGAUGUUUUGCUGCUGCUUCCGAGGGGAUCAGAGAAAGGCAGAGUAUUUGUGGACAGAGAGAGCUAGUAUGAGAUGCCAGAGUAAGUGUGAUCAGCUACCAUCAAGGCUACAGGCUAAGGAUGGAGUUGAUGGGGAAGAGCGGUGCUUCCUCACUAGCAUCUGUGGAAGAACACUGCAGCGUUGCAGGAUUUUGCACUAGCUCUCGGAAGAGAAAUAAAUCUCUUCCCUAGAUAAGAUGCAGAAUCUAUGAACCCUGAUUCUCACCAUGUAUUUUCCAAGAUGUAGAAAGGAACUGGCUCCUUUUUUUUGGUCACAGAUCUCAUGUAGCUCAAAGUGGCCCUAGGACAGAACGAUUCCCGCAUGAUUCCACUCAUGAAAGCAGAAGGCAAGAGGGGCUCCUGGGGAAUAGCUUCCUUCCUUCCUUCCCAGAUUUCCUGUGAUAAAGUGUGUGCGCUGAAUGCAGUGCAGAUGGAGGGAGACAUCAGAUCAGCAAACUCCAUUUGUAUUUGUUCUCUCCCUGUGUGAGCUGAGCAAGUAUCUGCUAGGGCAGGUUUACCCUCCCUUUCUGCCUGAGUUAUUCCCCUGUGACUGGGAUGCCAGCUACUUCAGCGUCCCACAGGGCUGCACUUACUUGGAUUGAUUGCAAAUGUUCCUAGGGCAGGGGCGAUUCGAUACUCUAGCUGCCAUUGGUCACACAAGGCCACAUGCUCUCGCUUCUGGUGCCAGACUGGCAGAGUCGGACUCCUUAAUAUUCAGGAGGAAAAGGCCUGAGGAAGCCCCUGAGGCUGUGACUCUAAGGCAGUGGUUGCAGAUAAGCAGAAUUUAGAGGAAUUUAGGACAUGUUCAGAUUUCAGCCAUCAGCACCAGUGCAGUCUUCUAGUUCACAUAGGGCUAAGAUGCUGUAACCUGCACCAGGGCAAAACUCUGGUGCAAAUAGUGCCUUUGCAUAACUGCACUAGGGGUGUGUGCUGGUGCACUCACAACAGCAGCUGGGCUGGUAUUAACUCCCUAACAUAGACAAAGCCUUAUUUUAACCCGUUUUCUUUUCUGGGCCACGUAUGCUUUGUUUGAAGCUUCAACCCUUGGUCACAUCAGGGCUUCUCUGAGCCUCACUGGCUGGGGAAGAGCAUAAAUCUUGUUGUCAAAGUAACUAUGGCAUGGUCAUAGUUAUAAGAGCUACUGUCUGAGCUUUGCCUCUGCUCAGGGUUUGGGGAAUCCCCAUGCUAUGUCCAGCAAUGUCCCAUCCACUAAGCUAUCCCCCUUUCAAUGCAGCUACUUGUGUGAGCAAGCUUAAAAGCUGCCAGCUUGUAAGCACAAGCUGGAAACCUGCUUUUAGAGAGCAAAGUGAUGGCUUGGAUGUUUGCAGAGGAAGCAUGCUUUAAAAUCUGAGCAAACAGCUGUGUAAAUCUGAUUUGGUGUGUGGGGAAGAGGCAGGGUAGCUCUAAAGACAACCCAAGAAGCAGAUAACUGUCCAGGAUACCAGCCUUGCCCUGAGCCACUUGCAAAAAAACCCAUGUAACAGCAUAAAGGUUCUAGUCACAAGUGGAGUGUCUGCUUUGGAAUAAAGUUUUAAAAUGCACAUCAAUGUGAAUGAGGGGGUCACUUUGGAGAUGGGCCUAAUCCUCCCCUGCCUUUCACUUGGGGUUGUCACUACACCUGUGCAGAGAGGGUAGAAAAUGCCACCAAGUAGAAUGCUCCAUGUGCUCACAGCAGCCAAACAAUCUUAUACUUACAUUGCACUGGUGAGAUGUGUGACACAAGGUGAAAGAUGGGAGAAUUGGGUCCCUGAUUGUUUUCCCUUAAAUUGCACUGUGCUCCAGAGAUGAAAUUUGCUGGUGGAAUGUACUCGGUUUGUAAUUUCUUGCUACAAAACAGUGAAACUCUAAUGAGAUGAAUCCUGCAGUGGCAGGGUAUGGGGGUUAUCAACUAAGUCUCUUCCUUCCCUAGGUCCUCUGAUUCUUAAACUCAGUUAUUGCCUGAGUUUAAAUACAGCUGCAUGUAAUCAUGAGUGAAUGCUAUUAGAGAGGUUAAAGGGGGGGGGCACCUGAGAUUUGUAAAGUACUGUUCAAACUGCCGCUUGUGCUGAGUGCUGUUAUGGACACAAGUCUUUCUGCUGUUGCUCUGAGCACAAUAGUAAUACAAAUGUGAAAAUAAGUUUUGAGACAUGAGGGCAGACCUUAAAAGGCCUGUAGAACUACUAAAAAUACAACCUGUGUUGUUAUUACAUGUAUGAUCCACACUUUGUAUAUAGCAGAGGAAAUGCAUUGUCCUCAAAGUUACAGACAGUUGACUGAGAAAUGAAAAGCUGUUUCUGUACCUGAUUGUUGCUCUGUACUAGGCAAUAACUGCUGUGACCCCACUAAAGAGCACAGUGUAGAUACUUAAGUAAGACUUGUACAAAGGGCUGGAUAUUAUUUUUAGUGGCUGCCUGUUGCAAUCAGAGAUAGGGAGCUCAACUUCAGUAUUUACCUUGAUGAAAAAAUACUAUAGAAAUGACCUCAAGCUCCCUGCUGUUGCAAUUGAAGGGGGCUGGUAUAAAAAAAGGCUGAGUGUUACAAAAAGGUUCCCUUCUCUGACAAAGUGGUGGGGAAAGCAGCCCAGUCCAGGUUCUUUCCAGCUGUUGGAAGCAAACAACUAUAUUAAUGUCACAGAGAGAGAUUCACCUCUGCUGCAAGUGUUGUGCUGGCUUAAACCAGAACUGAAUUAAGCCUGUGAAUAACAGGGAGCUGAGUAUUUAACCACAGGCAAAGGUGCCAAGUUCAUUCUUGGGAAGCAAAACAUGCUUUUGCAGGUCUAAGGAAAAGCAAGCCAUCACCAUUGACUACAAAAUGGAUCAGGGAAGCUUGGAUAAAACAUGCAGUGUAUUGUCAUAGCAACAAGAUGGGAGCCCUCACAAGAUAAGAAAUAUCAGUGCAAACUGGGUAUGAAAAACGGGAAGCUGUAGGUCUGACGGGACCUAACUGCUACCAUAAUGCAGCUGCAGGGAGCAGAGCAAUAAGAAGUAACCUUUAUUUUUGCGUGGGUACAGAGUGUAAACCAGCUUCCAGCUCUGUCUGCUUAGGCAUUUUAAUAGAGCAGCUAGAAAUCUUUUGCGUGAGACAAUUUCCCCAAGUAAAAAUGGUUUUGGAAUACAUUUCUCAUUUGUGAAAGUUUUUUUUACGUAAAGAUUUCAUUCCUUCCUCUGCCACUUUUUCAGAGGAAAGCCCCAACAACUAUCAUUUUCAUUUUUAGAACUUCAGUUAGAAUCUGACAAUUCUGAAAUUGUUCACUUAACUAUUUUUUUAAUCCAGUUCUACAUUGUAUACCACACUGAGGUCAGUACAGAACUAUUUUCUAAUAGAGUUUAGCUGGCCACUCUGAAUAGGCUCAAAUUGGGUUAGAGGCUUUAACAGCAGCAGACUAAUAUGCUUUGUCUGGCCAGUGUAAGUAGGGCCAAACAAUAUUAAACUGGAUUAAUAGGGACUCUUUAAACACACACCCUUAAUGUAGAUAGUGGCCCUCUGGCUUUUGAUGGCACAGGACCAUGGCCCUGGGAGUUGGGCAAGCAAGUUAGUAGCAUCUCUUAGCGUAUGUCUACACUGUAGUCAGAGGGUGUGAUUGCAGCUCAUGUUGACACACCCCUGAGCUAGCUCAGGCCCUAGAGCAGCGAAGCGGUAGCAGCGUGCACUAAACCUCCUUGAGCACUUUAUCCAGGAUUAUGGGUAGACUUGUACACCCCCCACUGAAGCAUGCGCAGCUGCAGUUUCACUGCUCUGGGACUCCAGCUAGCUUGGGUAGAAGUACCUCUAUUAGCUGUACUUGAACAAGCUCACUAAAAAUAGUCAAGAUGCAGGGUGGGCUUCACCAGUGCCCCCAUACCUGGAGGAGGUGGUGUCAGGAUGGGGUGGGCUUAUGCAGCAGCAUACUCAUGUCUAGAGCAGGCACAUGUACCUGAGCUCCCAUUUGCACAUCUGCUUGCAAUGGAAUGUAGCCUAAGCAUGUUGGCGAGCUGUGAUUGUGAUGACCUAAUGAACAGCGCAGAACAUGAGGGGCUGAUGAGUGUGAAAUUUAACCCAUUGGUCCCUAGCAUUUUCAGCAGGGUUACUCAGCACAUGUACCGCAAAAGGUCCAAAGCAGAUAUCCAGCACUGAGUACUGUGGUCAACUACCCUUAAGCCAGUGUGAGAAUCAGAAAAGAAAGGGAAGAGAUCCCAAAGCAACAGUCACCCAGUCUCUUGGGGAUGCUUAGAAGAAUAAAUGGAUAGUGAACUCCAGAUGUCACUGACAGAAAAGCUCCAACUAGGAAGUGAGAGCCCCUCCACUUCUGCUUUUUCAAAGGUACUGAUUCCUUCUGCGAAUCAGGCCUGGGAUGGCUUCAGUGCAUGUAGAUGGUGGUCUGAACUGAUGACUCAAUGUUUCUUUCUUGUAAUAACUAGUAGUUACAGCAAUGAGUGUACAGAGCAACAAGGUGCCUUUCUAUUUUCAGCCCAGCUGUCUGUUGUACAGUGAGUGGAUGAUGCUGUUGUAGUGGCUUGAUAUGCAGCCACCACUGGUAUAAUUUAGUGCAGCUGGACUGUAAUAAUUGCUAGCUCAGGUAGACACACAUGCAGUAGCUUUGAUUGAGUGACCAUGAUAAAAAUAGGAGAGUAGUCAGUGGCACAGCCUGUGGCUUCAGCUAGCUGCCCAAAUGCACACCCAGGAUCUUGACACAGGAUUAGGCUCUGGUGCUAGCCUGUGCAUGGUGACUACACUUCUGUUUUUAGCCUGCUAGCUCAAUCAAAGCAACUACAUACGCACCUACCUAAGCUGGAAAUUACAUCUCUAGCUGCAGCCUCAACACUUUGAGUUGGGGUGGGGGAGUGUUUGUCUCUAUAAACACACACAAGAAUUUUGAUUCCAGAGUAAUGAUGGAACAGCCCAAAAUCAGUGCAAAGGAUGAUAGUCUUUAGCGGAGGUUGGUUGAUAACUAGAUGGAAAGAGCAGGUUAAUGGCCUGAGACAGCAUACUGUCAAAUGGGUAAUUUUUGCACAUGGUGCAUUUUCAGAUGUCACUGGCCAUAGCAAAUCUACGCUUGAGGGUAUGUGGUUAAAUAGCACUAUUGGUUUAAUGUGCAAGCUUAGCUGCAUCUCUGUGUUAUGCUAACAAAUAAUGACUUCUGUGGGCU
Messenger RNA from Gopherus evgoodei (Goodes thornscrub tortoise), 9250 nucleotides. It is a transcript of the gene B3GAT1, whose product is annotated as beta-1,3-glucuronyltransferase 1. Gene Ontology annotation, molecular function: galactosylgalactosylxylosylprotein 3-beta-glucuronosyltransferase activity. Gene Ontology annotation, biological process: chondroitin sulfate proteoglycan biosynthetic process; carbohydrate metabolic process. The transcript is spliced from 5 exons. Bases 642 to 1661 code for a protein of 339 amino acids. Lineage: Eukaryota; Metazoa; Chordata; Testudines; Testudinidae. The record is from RefSeq and is a predicted model, not a curated record. Gene Ontology annotation, cellular component: Golgi membrane.